AAUUUGAAAAAUUUUCAUAAGUUUAAAACAACUCAGCAAAAUCAUGAAGGGUUACAUCGUAUUACUUUUGGUCAAUCUAUUCGUAGAGAUUGAAAGUCGCGGUAUUUUGCUCAAUAAGCAUUAUGCUAAUAGAAAAAAUUAUUUUGAUAACGAAUAUUUUGAAAACGGACCAAAUCGUCGUGAAAUGAAUCUACAUGCCAAUCCUGUGGAAAACAAAGAUUUUUCGAAAAGCAACAAUAUCAAAGCGAACAUGGAAAAUUUGUAUUCCGUUGAGAAAAAAACAGAUUAUAUUUCCAAAUGUUUGACGGCCAACCAGAAAAAUUGUUACAAUGCUGUUAGAGUUGCUGGUUAUUCACAAGAAGCGUCGUUUAAUACUUGUUGUCAAUAAAUAACUUGCAUUGCAGAUUAAAAUGAAAUAAAUUUAUGCGCAAAAAGUUAAACUUUUAUAAUAAACUUUUUGUUUGUAGUA
Molecule: messenger RNA, 469 nt
Organism: Hydra vulgaris (swiftwater hydra)
Lineage: Eukaryota; Metazoa; Cnidaria; Hydrozoa; Anthoathecata; Hydridae
Source: RefSeq, a predicted model, not a curated record